Molecule: messenger RNA, 2410 nt
Organism: Oryza brachyantha (malo sina)
Lineage: Eukaryota; Viridiplantae; Streptophyta; Magnoliopsida; Poales; Poaceae
Product: OVARIAN TUMOR DOMAIN-containing deubiquitinating enzyme 3
Exons: 9
Coding region: 68-787 (239 amino acids)
Biological process (GO): protein deubiquitination; endoplasmic reticulum unfolded protein response
Cellular component (GO): nucleus; cytosol
Molecular function (GO): cysteine-type deubiquitinase activity
Source: RefSeq, a predicted model, not a curated record
AACACGGCCACCUCCUUCCGGAGUUCUUUCUGCCCCCUUCCGCUCCGCUCCGCCUCCGUGCUGAUCGAUGGCUUCGGAUUGCGCUCGAAUGGCGGGAGCGGCGCGGCCGUCCAAUGGUCAGCGCCCUUGGCUUCCUCCUCUAGCCGACGCCACCCUUCUCGCGCGGCUCCGAGACGGCGAGGCCAGGUUCGAGCUCCUCGAGGACUCCGGCGGGGCCGCGUCUGCUACCCCACCAGUUUGGCCCGGCCUCAGCUGCUUCGCGAGGGUCGCUACCUCUCUGAGGGGCGGGUGGUCGGGGGCGCUGAACAAGGUGGAACACUACGGGGUCCAGAGGGUCACGGGCGAUGGCCGGUGCAUGUUUCGGGCGUUGGUGAAAGGAAUGGCAAAGAAUAAGGGGAUUUCAUUGACACCAAGGGAGGAGGUACAAGAUGCAGAUGAUUUACGGAUGGCAGUAAAAGAAGUUAUCUGUGAUGAUGCAAUUGAACGACAAAAAUAUGAAGAGGCAGUUAUAGCAAUUACUGUGGAGGAAUCAUUGAGACGCUACUGCCAUAGGAUAAGGCGGUCUGAUUUCUGGGGUGGAGAGUCAGAACUCUUGGUUUUGUCUAAAUUGUGUCGUCAGCCAAUCAUUAUUUACAUUCCAGAGCGUGAGUAUCGUGGACGUGGAAAUGGUUUUAUUCCUAUAGCAGAGUAUGGAUUGGAAUUUUCCAAAGACUCAAAACAGUGGAAGAAAAGAGUGCCAGUAAGACUGCUAUACAGUGGGAGGAAUCAUUAUGAUUUGCUACUAUAAGAUGGUUGCAGGGAACAUUAUCAGUACCCUGAAGGCUUGACCCAUUUUAUGACAACUCAUUUUCGUUCCAUGGUUCCAUUAUUUGAUCCUGCAAAGUUUUUGUUUCGAUGCUAUUAGCUAAAUGCUCUACAGUAUCAAAUUAAUCGAUUCCAUCUACUGUUCUAGGAUUAUGCGAGUGCAUUUGCAGUUCCAAACUUCCAGGGCUAAAAUGACCAUUAAUUCUGGUAUGUCGCACGGCGGCACGGGCUACCUACGUGAUAGACCAUUAAACCUGGUAUCUAACCCAGUGAGGUCAUUAGGUAUUUAGGCUAGUGAUUCGGUUGGCAUGAUGCCGUCAAGCUGUUGACCGUAUUCCCGGUUGGUGCCGGGCAAGCGGGCAUAAUAAUGGUGUGUUCGUCGGACUCGGUGGUUGCAAGGGCAAGGCGAUGCGACAUGCUUCAAAUUCUAUCACGGGUUGUUGCGAGCCUGGUUAAUCGGAAUCAUAUGCUCACGUUGGAUGAGCAUGAGCUGUUCGAUGCAUCUCUACUCCUAUGUCCUACCAGAUGUUUUGCUCAAUGGAAGUAGCCAGUCUUUUUUGUUCUUUCUUCUGGGUGGAGUGGAGGGCCAAUUUUUGUUUAAUCCGACGCUGCAGUUCGUCGCGAAAAUACUAAUGGCAAAAAUGGUUCUUUAUCAAUUGGGUUGCCACUUGCAACGGAUCAAGAAGGCAUUAUGCUAUGCUUGCAGCAACGUUGUGAUCCAGUGCACAAUGACGCUCACCAGCAGAUAGUAAUCGUACGUUCCUGACCAAAUCACGACUAGCUUGCCAAAUACGAGCCAUAGCCUGCAAGUUUAACUAACACAGGUGUCAUUGGAGUAAAUGAUGCAUUGAUCCCUUGUCCUCUUGCUAAGCUAAAAGCUAGAGCUGGCCUGCCUGGCCACAGGCCACUGCCGUGACAGUGCUACUCGCCUGCUGUAGUAGACCCCUCAAUUCAGGGGCCCGUCGUCUACGGAGUGGAGCGAGCUUCCUUCAGUGCACGUAUCAAAACACGAAACUGUCCUCUCUCUAUUGAAAUAAAGACGAGGAGAAAAGAAUUAAUACAGUAGUAGGAGAAAGAGCUAGUGCACGUAUCAAAACACGAAGCUGUCCUCUAUUGAAAUAAAGACGAGGAGAAAAGAAUUAAUACAGUAGUAGGAGAAAGAGCUAAUGGAGACAGAGAGUACUGGUAUAGUGUACUGCAAUGCGCAGUGCAGGGCGUAACAUGUUGCUCCAACCAACAAUUGCCAAUGGAGAAGAUACAAGGGGAUAGUCCGACGAGUCAGCCGGAGAAAGGCUGGCCGACGUGGGCCGCACCACGCAACGAAAAAUCCCUCGCCAUCACUGAGCCUGGCGCGCCGGGCCCACCGCCCCCCAUCCAUGCGGACGCAGCUACUAGUAGCAGUCGUCGUUGCUUCUCCUGCACUUCUCUCUCUCCUCGUAGUACACCGCUGGUACUGCCCAACCGAUGAUACUACUACGACUACCCUGCGCCGCCGCUGCGAUGGCGGAGGCGUGGUCUCAAUGGCAGGUGGGCCUCACUGCGUCUGGGCCCACGCUUGCAGUGACACGAGCGGCUGUUCCGUAACCGAGAUGGCGCGUGCGCGGAG